UUGCAAUACUGUCCCCACACCGCACCGCACUGCUCCUCUGUCACACAAUGUCCACGUGGCUGAUCCAGAUCCCGGAUCGAUAUUGGCGUUGAUUCCAUUGAUUCUCUCGAUAUGCAAUGCUUGUGCAUCGAUGGCGCCAUCGGGCAGACAGAACAUCCGUCUCGCACUACACCGCCGCCCAUCACACCCCACACGCUUUCAUGCACAUCUUGAUUGUCUGUUCGUCCCCAGGCAAGCACGCACUCACACUCCACACCCCCACAACCCUCUUUCGUAACUCCUUGCAUGUCGUCAACGCGACAAGCAACAAGCAAGGACGCCUCUUCAGCUGCUUUCCAAUUCGCGCUCGCUUUCCCCUCGUCGUUAUCAAGCACUUUGUGUUCUUGCAGCUUGCGUGCGCCGGAAACGGUUUCUUGUCGCUGUGGGUGGUGGCAGAUAUCGAGAUACAUGUACCCGACGUGUAUGCAUGUAUACACACAGGGAAGGGCGCGCAACUUGAAGAAAACGGCGCGGAAAGUGCCGUGCAGGACAGGACGCUUUGCGUGGGCAUCCUCCUAGCCGCGCUCGACACAUACUUCCUUUGGAAUCUGGAUCGCUUCUGGGACGGGGCACAAGCUGCCCACAGGUCACGGGCGCGGGAACAGGCACAGGCUGAAAGGCCGCGCAGGAGGCACAGGAAUAGGCCAGGGACGGGCAUGUAACACCCAAAGGAUACAUGCGCAAUGUUUUUCCUUUCAAGUGAGCACCCUACACAGCGUGUCCGUACCAGCGCGCCGCUUGAUGGCACACGCAAAAUCGGC
Tilletiaria anomala UBC 951 is the source of this 800-nucleotide messenger RNA. RefSeq lists its product as uncharacterized. The transcript has a single exon. Lineage: Eukaryota; Fungi; Basidiomycota; Exobasidiomycetes; Georgefischeriales; Tilletiariaceae. The record is from RefSeq and is a predicted model, not a curated record. Bases 117 to 701 code for a protein of 194 amino acids.